Molecule: messenger RNA, 2443 nt
Organism: Glycine soja
Lineage: Eukaryota; Viridiplantae; Streptophyta; Magnoliopsida; Fabales; Fabaceae
Product: transcription factor bHLH62-like
Exons: 8
Coding region: 303-2063 (586 amino acids)
Biological process (GO): regulation of DNA-templated transcription
Cellular component (GO): nucleus
Molecular function (GO): DNA-binding transcription factor activity; protein dimerization activity
Source: RefSeq, a predicted model, not a curated record
CAAAAGGUCAAACAUACACAACUUGGACUCAACUUGUGUUGGAUCUCUAUUUAGGCCCCCCUCUGCAUCCCCAUCUACCCCCCCUUCCUUCCUUCAUCUCUUUUCUUUUCCCAUUUGCUUAGCUUUUUCAUUUACCAGAUAAUAAUAAAUUUCCCUUUUCACACCCUCCCCUUCUCAAAUUGAUCACUCCAUUCCACCCUCUAAUGUAAUCCAUUCUUAACCAAUUUUUAUUUUAGGCCUUCAUAACUUACAUAACAUCAUUCUUCAUUAUCCAACUUUUGGCUUCACCAAUCUGUUCCUCCAUGGAAAACCAAUUCUUUCUCAAUGCUGGUGUGCCCCCUCAGCUGCAUUUUGAGCCUUCUCCACACCACCAUCAUCACCAUCUUUGUCCACCACCCUCUUGGCAAUCAUCACUGUCUUCUGCCAUGGAUGUUCAAGUCACUGUUUUGAAUUGUUCAACUGAGCAGAACCCGGAUUGCUUCUACAACAACACCCCCACAUGGGACAAGUCAACGGAUCAUCAUGGUCUUCAGUUUGAUUCAGCUCUGAGCUCAAUGGUGUCCUCUCCUGCAGCCUCCAAUUCCAACAUGUCAAGUGAGAAUUUUGUCAUCAGGGAAUUGAUUGGAAAAUUGGGAAACAUUGGUGCUGGCUCUGAUGAGAUUGAGAUCUCACCUCAUUCUCAGCCUUUGGUUGGUGCAUCUUCCUACAUCAAUUGCAAUAACAACAGCACCAACACAUCAUGUUAUAGUACCCCUUUGAGUUCUUCUCCAAAGGUGAACAUGAACAAGAUCCCCACAAUGGUGAAGCACUUGGUGAAAGAGGGCAUGCCCCUAAGUUUGGGGACAUCAACGUCCUUGAAUUCCACCGUGGCGGAAUUCUCAGCUGAUCCUGGCUUUGCUGAGAGGGCUGCAAAGCUUUCUUGCUUUGGAAGUAGGAGUUUCAAUGGCAGGACCACCCAAUUGUGCCUCAACAUUGCUGAAUUGGCUCAGAGAUCUUCUCCAUUGGUGGAAAAUGGGAAGAAGCAGCUCCCUAGAGUCUCAAGUAGUCCAUCACUCAAAGUGCUUGGAUCUCAAAUGGGUACUCAGGAGAACAAGAAUUCUCCAUUGCAAGACCUAAUGGAAGUGGCCAAUUCUCAAGAGGAGUCCGCAAUCUCUGAACAAACACCAAAUGGAGACACUGGGGAGAAACCUUCCCCUUAUGUGAAUUCUAGGAAAAGAAAAGGUCCAUCCAAAGGAAAAGCCAAAGAAACUUCAACCUCUACCAACCCCCCUAUGGCUGCUGAAGCUAGCGAUGACUCGAAUGCAAAGCGCAGCAAGCCUAACGAAGGUGAGGGGAAUGAAAAUGGCCAAGUGAAGGCAGAGGAAGAGUCCAAAGGAGGUAAUAAUAGUAAUGCAAAUGAUGAGAAACAGAACAAGAGUAACUCAAAACCUCCUGAGCCUCCAAAGGAUUACAUUCAUGUUAGAGCAAGAAGAGGUCAAGCCACUGAUAGUCAUAGUCUUGCAGAAAGAGUUCGGAGGGAGAAAAUCAGUGAAAGAAUGAAGCUUCUCCAAGAUCUUGUCCCAGGUUGCAACAAGGUCACGGGUAAAGCACUAAUGCUUGAUGAAAUUAUAAACUAUGUUCAGUCAUUGCAGCGCCAAGUUGAGUUUCUGUCUAUGAAGUUGGCUUCUGUUAACACCAGGCUGGAUUUUAGUAUUGAGAGUCUAAUCUCAAAAGAUAUAUUUCAAUCAAAUAAUUCUUUGGCACAGCCAAUAUUCCCAAUAGAUUCCUCGGCGCCACCCUUUUAUGGGCAACAAACUCAGCCAAACCCAGCAAUCCACAAUAACAUUCCUAAUGGAACUAUGACCCACAACUCAGUGGACCCAUUAGAUACUGGUAUGUGCCAAAACCUUGGCAUGCAUUUACCACACCUAAAUGGUUUUAAUGAAGGUGGCUUUCAGUAUCCAAUAACAUUCUCUGAAGAUGACCUCCACACCAUUGUUCAGAUGGGAUUUGGCCAAACUGCAAAUAGGAAAACACCAAUACAAUCUCAGAGUUUCAAUGGCUCAAAUCAAGAACCCCUAUGAAAAUCAAGCUCUGAUUCACCAUUCAUUACGCCUGAAUUGAAGCUCGGAGGAAUAGGAAGACUACUGCUGUACACAACAAAAAGAAGAGAUUUAAUUUGAACCACCCCUUGAAUUAUUAAGCCAUUAUUAUCACUAGGUCUAAUAGAACCCUCUUUUGUCCUUAUGUAUGUUAGCCAUUUUCUUUUCUUACCCUUUUCAUGAUUUUAAUUUUUAAUCAUCAGGGGCAGUUCUUUUCAUUAUUUUUUUUACAACCUAUUCACUGUAAAAUCUUUAGGACCGAUUCUGUAUUCUCUUUGGUGCAAAUUCUUAUUAUUACGGCACCAAUUGUAAGAUAUAGUGCUUAUUAAAGGAGUUUUUCUACUACCCAGCCAUUAUGAUUA